CCUACAGCAGGCUGCCGCCACGCCAGCACCCAAUGCAGACCAGUAACACCGCUGCCCGUGAGGCUGAUGCAGACAUUGCAAAGGACACCGGCAGCAAAGAGGCAACAGCAGAGUUUGACGGCGCCGAGAAAGGGCCGGCUGAGUAUGCGGCCGCGGCGUGUGCGGAGUGCAGUGUCAUUUUCCUGCGAGGCCCUCUCUUCUGCGAGUCCAUCGGCCCCGUUUCCGUGCUCUCGUCUGGUUCUGCUGGCAAGUGGCGUGUGAUGGCGGCGGAGGAGGUGGUGGACCAGAUGGAGAGGGCGUUCACCGAUACGACUGCUGCUGCAUCGGCGCACUGGCGGGUGAGGGGGAGUGGAAGGCAUCUGCAAUGAGAAAUUGUUGGUUCGGCUCUCUCUCUCCUUGUGAUAUCGGUCAGGUUGGUUCGCCUGUCUGGAAAGCAGAGGACGGCAUUCUCUACGGUUCGGUGCAUUCGAUGGAUGCAUCAUUCAUCCAUCCAUCCAUCCACUGAUCCAUCCACUGAUUCAUCCAUCCCCGUGUUGUUCGUCAGGUCCUUUGCUGUGCGUUAGCUGUGGUCACGUGUUGGCCUAUUUCACUCUGGCUGGCGUGUCGUCCAAGCACACAUUGCUGCGGCAGGUGCUGUGCGACGAUAAGGGCCUCUCCCUGCAGCCUGUGCGGAGCAUGGCCGAUGGCACCGAUGGCCAGGCCGAUGGGUAUGAGAAGGUACGGACACGCUUGACCGUCCAAUGUAUUCGUUUGCAAGGCUGCUGGCUGCUGGCUGGUGUGUGUGUAGGUGUGUGAGGCCGACAAGGUAGAUGAGAGAAAGACGUCUCCAGGCCAGCCAGGUGACUACUUGCCGAUGAGACUGUCUCGUGCACAGCUGCAUAAAUUGCUUUCCUGUUUCGUCUUCCUGCGUAUAGAUGACGCAUCGCGUGUCGAUACGCCUGCCGUCGACGGUGGUGCUCCGGCUGCAUCGCCCUCCCCCUCCCCCGCAGCUGCAUCGCCGUCCAUGUCUGUGUCUCCUCCCCCCCGCAUUGGCCAACCGAAACCCAUCCCGCUCAAACCGAAGGGGGCCGUCCGCAAGCAGAGGGGACAGAGCACGCCACUCCUGCCUCAGACAUACUCGAUGCCCGUCUCACCUCCGCCCGCACAAAUCCUUCGGUACACACACACAUACGCUGCAUACGCUGUAUACGCUGUGUCUCUGUUGCAUUUGUUCAUGCUCGUUCCUGCAGUCACUCUGGCGGUGUGGGUGCGCCCCGGCACGCUCAACAGAAGAAGCGGUCGAUGCUGUCCCGGCCGAACCACAUGCCCAUCCCCAAGAAAUGCCGCAGCGGUGUGCUGGGGGCGAGCCCACUCGCAUCGCCAUCAGUGCCUGCAACCAGUGGCGAUGUGCGCCAUCAGGUAUCUAUCUCGGCGCCUCAUGGAUGGAUGAAUGGAUCAAGAUGGCCAUUGUGUAUGUGUGUGCGUGUCAGGUGGCUUCUCCGGCGGGCAAGGGUGCUGCGGGAGGGCAGCAGUGAGACUGCGACAUGAGACACCACAUAUUCGUGUGAGGAGAGCGAUUGCAGUGAGGGGUUCAUUUGUGGAGGGUCUGCAGUGACGUGUUUGCUGCCGACGAAUACGUGAAGACAGGAGUCGGACGGACGGGUGGAUCGAUGGAUGUGCGUGGGCCCUUUUGCAUAUGGCGACUGUAUAUAGACAUCGCAUCCAUGGUUA
This is a messenger RNA of Vitrella brassicaformis, 1710 nucleotides long. The record is from the annotation of a GenBank genome assembly. NCBI's taxonomy places the organism in Eukaryota, Vitrellaceae.